This is a messenger RNA of Xyrichtys novacula (pearly razorfish), 6480 nucleotides long. NCBI's taxonomy places the organism in Eukaryota, Metazoa, Chordata, Actinopteri, Labriformes, Labridae. The record is from the annotation of a GenBank genome assembly.
AUGGUGAGUUUGUACGCACACAUUAUCUACUUCUAUUCAUGCAUUUUUUUAUUAUAAUAUUAAAAAUCUUAACACACAUACACAAAACAAUUUGAUGGUCUUUACUUUUGUGAAUAUUUUCUGGUUUUCUGGGUAAGUUUGUGCAGUUAAUAUUACGAAAAAAAGAAAUUUGUAAAGGCAAACAAAGGCUCUGUUGACGCAUGAUUACCGUAGUGGGUAAGAAUUAUUCCCUCUGAAUGAAUGUGACUCAGUGUAGUUGUGAGUUAGCACUGUUUGGGUUAGGGAAGUGGACAAAUUAGCUUUACUAUAAGAGGAUCUUUUCAUUGACGCGUUGUCCAAUUAACCUGACAGGAGACAGAGACUGAUCUGUGGACAGAGAGCCAGAGUGAUGAAGACAGUGACAUGGAGGAUGGCCUGAGCACUUCAGAUGUAAUUCUUUUUGAAUUUUUUUUUUUUUUUUGGUUUAAAUAUAAGCCUCACACAAUCCUACAUUAUUCAGAAAAAGAAAACUUAAUAGAGAAAAGCUGUUUGGAGUUACCAUUAAAAAGUCAGGAUUAUUAAGCAGUCACUGGACUAUUUGUUUUACAUUUACUUUUGUAAAGUUUGGGGUAAAUAUUUCUCUCUUAAAGCUCCUGUGGGGAGUUUUUGACCAGUCAUGAAACAGUGUGAAAUUAGCACAGACACCUCUUUACGUACUGCAAAAGCAAACAGGAAGAUCAGGAAAAAUAUUGCUGUCGUAAUUUUCAAUGCUUGAACCCACCACAAGAGGGUUGGUGUCAAAUGAGAUAAUCAACAAUAUGCUAAAGAAAAAAAAACUUUUUUUUCUACAGCAGAUAUUCACAAUACACGUGAUUUUAAAGACAGUAAGGUGAAGUUCUCUGAAAACACUACCCACAUGUGUACAUGACAAGAUCAGCAAAUCAAUCACAUUUAAAGCUCCUGAUGAGCUUUUGGUGUGUGCCAGUUUUGGUGCCACCUUUGGGAAAAGCAGCUUGUCUUUAUCUGGCUCUCUACAUGCUAAAAUAAUAUCUGCUGACUUUUGAUGGUCAAAUGUGUAAUUUAUUGUAAAUAUUUUGUGUUGAAAUUGCAAAAAGCGGGCUUUUCCUCUACUGCUCAGUUGACACCUUCCUUUUCACACCAGUUUCAGGCAUCAAAAUGACAAUAUGCAAAUUACCAAUCUUGUCCCUGAUGGUUUUGAUUGCUCCUGGUUAUCAUAAAAAGGCAUCAAUAUGAUUUUGAUUUCAUUUCAUUCAAGUCAAAAAACUCCUCAUAGGAGCUUUAAUGUUAUCAAGAUAUUCAAUCAUUCCUAUCAUGUAAAGGUCAACAAAUGAAUUUUUUUUCUAAAGCAUCUGUAAUUGUAGUAUCAAUAGGUAACAAAUAAUAACCCUAGAAUUAUAGAGCCUACUUGAAAUUAGCUUAUGAUGACAAUUAUACAAUAAGGAACAUGAUAGAUUAGAUCUUUUAAGUUCUAACUAGUAGAAAAUGGUGGUAGUGGCGGGGGUUUUGUAACCUACAUUUUAUAUAGCCUAUCUUGUCAGAGCUUCUCAGUCACUGUUGUAUAAACAGUAUCUGUGAGAAGGUUAAUCUUUGGCCUCCUCUCGUGCUCAGCUGUUCUCUCCAUAAGGUAACAGUGUCGUGUUUGUCUCUGCAGGAGAGCUGUGCCACUGACUGGUAUCACCACCCUCAGCUGGACACAGACAUUGAGGCAGUCAGAACUUUAUAUACAGACUCUGUCGUCUCUAUAACGUAAGAAAAUAUUUUUGUUGUUGUUAUACAGUCUUGAAAUAAAAUUACUUCUGCAGGUUUUCAUCCGCAAAAUGUCAUAUUUUAGGGAGUAUGGGUCAAUUGAUGAAGUGGACAUCGACCUUAACAUGAGUGCAGAGUUUUUGGGUGUGAGUUGAAUCUGUUACACACUUAUUUAAUACAGUGCACUGCUAUGUUUUCUAUUGUGGCUUCCUGCUUUGUGUAAUGUGAUUAAAUUGUUUGGUGUCUACAGCAUGAAGUGGCCAAGGCCUGGAGGAUUAAUCCAUCAGAGUCCAUUGUUAUCCGUCUACAUUUUUCCCUGUCCCAGUAUCUGGAUGGACCUGGUGAGUAAAAACAGCAACACAGCCACAAACUUACUUAAAUUAAAAAAAUUUAAGACAGCUUUAAAAUACACAGAAAACCAUUAUAACACCUAUAAGUGACCUAUAAAAGCAAAUAAGACCAUCAGCAGUGAGACUAGUAUUUUCUCUGUACUAACUUUUAAUGUUUUUAACCACUGCCACACGGUAAUUGAAGUUAUUGAAGCUACCAAUAUGUGUUUUUCAAAACCUUUUUCACCGCAAAGAGUCUUUCUUCCUUUUCUUUCUUUCUUUCUCUAAUUAAUCUCAAACUUUGAGAACAGAAAAAACUACUAAAAAUGAAAACAUUGAGCAAAAUAAUACAUAUGUACACCAAACAACUAUACAUGUCAAAGAUAGAUUUACACUAACAUAUGUAUGUCAACAACAAACAGUUUAAGAAAGAACAGAAUGAAGCAGAGAGCUUAUCAAGUCCUACCCCAUUCCUUGCAAAUCAGAGCCAAUAAUGAAUGAAAAAGUGGAAAAAUUUAAAAAAGAAAAUCGUAUAUAGCCACUGACACAAGAGUGACACUGAAUAACUGUUAAAAAAAACAGCAAAGAGAAAUGAGGUACAGCUUGUUUCCUGUCAAAAAAUCAGAAGUUCCUCACAGGAGCUUCAACAUGACAUUGAAUGAUUCCUCUUUAUCUGAUUUUUCUUACCACAGCACCUUCAGUCGAAGUCUUUCAGCCAUCCAACACCGAUGAUUUCAGCCUUGGGAAGCAGCUCCAGAAGUGGGUGUUCAUUCUUUACGUUUCACUCGUUGCAGUUAAAGAUCAUUCAGUGACAAACUCCUAAUUUGUGUCACCCAGUAUUCUCACAAUCUUCCUCUCUCGGGAGUGGAAACACCUAACCAAUGAGAACAUCAUGGUGCGACGGAAGAGCAGGCAAAGCUGGUUCAGGCCGAGUGGAACCAUCAAGAAAUUUCGAGCUCGAUUCAGCAUCUGGCUCCCACCAUCAAAGUACGCAACAAAAAGCUUAAACACUGAUUCAAACGAUUCUUGAUUCUUUUCUAACUGGUUUCUCUCUCCUGUUGUGAUCAGGUUAAAUAAUCUCCAGGAACCCACAGUAGGAGGAAGAGUCAUUAUACCACCAAUGAAACCGAACCGUUUCACAAAUCACACAAAGUCCUACACCAUCAAGAAUCCCACUGGAGAGCUCUUCACCUACACACCCAGUGGAAAGGUAACCCCUCUGUCUGAGUUAACUUACUGUUAGUGCUUAAGGAUUUCCUCAAUACUUAAAUCAGACUUUGCGUCUUUUCUUCCGCAGAGGGUGAUGGUGUCAGCGGUCAAGUCUUCAGCACAGCUCAGCACCAAACAGCUGAUCGAGCUGCUUUUCUCCUCACAGGCCAUCGGGCACUGUAAGACCACCCCCACUCUGCAGCAUGGCUUCCUAGCACAGGUAGGAAAACUUCUGUCAGAGAUUCUUGAAAUUUGGUGAAAUUUAAGAGUCACUGCUCACAAUCAAGUUGAUCAGUUGAUGCAGACGUGAAGUGGUGACCACAUGAUCUCUUUACGCCAUCAUCGUCACAAUGCUGUGAUUUGUUUAUCUUGUAAAAGAGGGCAAAUGUAAUGCAAUCCAAAACAGUUAUGAACAAAGUAUUUCCGAUAUUUAAAUUGAUGUUUUUUAGUACUUAUCACCGCUUCGUGCUCAUUUUCCUACAUAUAAAAAAUGCUUCAGUGUUUGAUGAUAGAAGAUUUUUGCCUUUUCUUGCUUUUCCUUUUCUUUUUAUCAACUGUUAUUUAAUUUUAUUUUACAUGUACAAAAUGAUGCCAUCAAUCAAUCAACCAGCUAUCUAAUCCAUCAAUCAAUCAAAGCACAAAGUGAGACGUAAUGAAAGCAAUCUUUAUACUUCAUUUUAUGUGCAGAUUAUGAGGUAUGCUGAGCAGAGACUCCCCACUCUGAAUGAAUACUGUGUGGUCUGCGAUGAGCGACAUGUGUUUCAGAACGGCCCCAUGUUAAAGGUACAUUGAAAAGAAAACAACUGGCCAGUAUACUUCAUCAAAACUAAAAGUACAGCUGAAUGUCAUUAAAGUGUCCCUGUUCUGCUCUGUGUGUUUAAAGCCAGCAGUUUGCAGCAGGGAGCUGUGUGUGUUUUCUUUCUAUACGCUGGGUGUCAUGUCUGGAGCAACAGAAGAAGUUGCCACCGGUGCAGAGGUCUGUAACACACAUAUGCACUUCUUUAAAAAGGUACUCUGGAUGGUGACAGAGAGAGUUUGGUGUAUAUCACUCAUCUCUGAUCUUCAGGUAGCUGACCUGCUGGUGGCCAUGUGUAGAGCUGCUCUCCAGUCUUCACGCAAGAGCAUCAUAUUCGAACCGUACCCCUCUGUUGUUGAUCCACAGAACCCCAAAAUACUGGCCUUUAGCCCAAAGGUAUCUUUUUAACUAAUCCAUUUUAUUAUUGACUUCAAUUAUAAUUAGAUUAUCCAUAAUUACCUUUGUAAUUCUAAAGAAAUCAUCUUUGUUGUGUUGCUGCAGAAAAAGAGCUAUGACCGGCUACAGAAAGCUCUUGACAGCGUCUUGCUAAUCCGAAGGAUGGCACAAGUAAUUAAUCUAAAGCUGAAUCUUUAUGAAACCGUAUUUAAGAUUCACAUCCAUGCACUUUGAAUGAUUUAAAUAUAUUGGAGGUUUGUUGGACUGAUUUGUUUUGUCUCAUAACAUCCAGGGUCCAUAUUCUGAAAUAAAGAAGCAGAUGGAUCAGAUAGACCCCCUGGCUCAUCCUUUACUGCAAUGGUGAGAGAUGUGAUUGAAAUGCUAUUGCAUUAAUACUUCUAUUGUAUUCUAUAACCUUCACAUUUUGUCAAUUCCAGUUAUCUGUAAGACUGAUAUCCAGGUGUGUGUUUGCAUGUCUGAUAACAGGAUUUUAGCAAGCAACAGAUCACACAUUGUCAAGCUUCCACUGAACAGGGUAUGAUUCAGUAGUUCAUAGCUAGAGUUUGGUGUCUUAAUGUGGCGGCUGCAAGUUUUAUUUUACUGCUGAGGUAGUUUGUAAUAUGCAGCCAAAUUAUUAUUUUACUUCAGUAUUGUUGCAUCACAUAAUGUUUUUAUACAUGUUUUAAGAAAGUAAUCGUUAAUGAUCUAUAUUUUCUAUUUCUCUGUGCUCAAUAGCAACUCAAGUUCAUGCAAACACCCCAUCAGUUCCUGCUGAUCAGCAGCCCUCCUUCCAAAGAGGCUCGCUUCCAAACUGCCAAGAAACUUUAUGGUAGCACCUUUGCUUUCCAGUGAGUAAAAUCAUAGCAGUGUUAACCUUGAUAUCAUGAUAUAUCACUAAAUACUAAAUAUGAUCCCUGGUAUGUUGACUCAAAUCCUAUUUUCUCUUCAUGUAGUGGUUCCCACAUUGAAAACUGGCACUCUAUUCUAAGAAAUGGGCUGGUCAAUGCCUCCUGCACAAAACUACAGGUAGAGAACAAGACAGUCACCUAUUUUGCAUUCUUUAAACUAAAUAAACGAAAGCUUUUAAAUGUAACAAGAGUUCAACAGACUGCUAAAUAUACAGUAUGCUUUUUUAGACUUAUAUGAUGAGGAGUUACACCAAGUUUCAAUAAACCGAUCUACUGACCGUGUCAUAUUUUUGUUCUGUUUCUUGAAGCUUCAUGGAGCUGCAUAUGGGAAAGGCAUAUACCUGAGUCCAAUCUCUGGCAUAUCAUUUGGAUAUUCUGGUAUGAACGAAAACUGAACUUACUUUAAUAAAGUUCUGCAAAUAAAACCACACAUGUAACUUAGUAAAUGUGUUUUUAAACCUGUCUUUCAGAGAUGGGUAAAGGGCGACACGAAAUGCCACCAAAGGGAGAACUCCUGAAAAAAUACAAUCAAUUACACAAAAUCCAACAGGUAAAAAAAGCCACAAAGAACAUCUGAUACCAUGGUAGUGCUUCUUUUUUUUUCCUAACUCUGUUUUCUUGUCUUGUCUUAGGAAAAGUCGGUACAGGCCAGGUUUCUUCAGAACACAAAUUUAAACUGCAUAGCUCUCUGUGAAGGUGAUCCUCAAACAAUCCAUAUCUCACACAGGCUGGAUUACAAGAGAUCAUGGUGUUUGUGUUUUUAUUAAAACACAGUCUGUAUUUCUUCACAGUAAUAACCUCAAAGGAGCUUCAAAAACACGGCAACAUCUGGGUGUGUCCGAUAUCUGACCAUGUGUGCACACGGUUCCUCUUUGUGUGAGUAAAACGCGAGACAGUAAAGACACAGCUGCCCAGAAAAUAUGUCUGUCUGUCAGUGUAAUAAGAUGAUUCCCAGAAUUUAUUCAAAUUCCUACAAUGUUAUGCCUUUCUCUUUCUCAGGUAUGAGAAUGGCCAAGUGGGAGAUGUGGAAAUCGAUACGCAGGAAGCCAAGAUCCAUAGGGAAAUUAUUCAAGUAAUUGCUUCAAAGCCUUGCUGA